Molecule: messenger RNA, 7884 nt
Organism: Oryzias melastigma (Indian medaka)
Lineage: Eukaryota; Metazoa; Chordata; Actinopteri; Beloniformes; Adrianichthyidae
Gene: carmil2
Product: capping protein regulator and myosin 1 linker 2
Exons: 41
Coding region: 387-5798 (1803 amino acids)
Biological process (GO): regulation of Arp2/3 complex-mediated actin nucleation; cell migration
Cellular component (GO): plasma membrane; lamellipodium
Molecular function (GO): protein binding
Source: RefSeq, a predicted model, not a curated record
GUGACGUCAUCACGAAAAUCUUCAUCAUCAUGACGAUUUUGUCAAUGCGGCGACCCCUCCUGACCCCAGCAGCCGUUGUGAUCAGGUGACUCCUGCUGCAGCGCAUCUUCAUCCAGCACUGCUGAUGUGAACCUCAGUGCUGUGAGCCGCUCAUUUCCUGCCAACGGUUUGCCGGUGGGGGAGGUGAGAUGUUCCUGCACACUUCAUGUUUUGUGUGUGCAACUUUACAGUGACUCACACAAUGGAACAGGAUGUGUGCUCUGAGUUCAUGAGUGUGUGGGAGAAGAACGAAGAAGGGUGAUCCGAGCUGUGCACUGGACAGGUGCUCGGCCCAGCAGGUGUUCUCACACUCCACACAUCCUUCUUUCUGUCUGAGAUCGGAGCACAUGGAGCAGCAGGGGACCACGCCUCAGGCUCUAUGGAUCCACAGGACAAACUCUGUUCCUCCAAAGCUGCAAGAUCAGAUCUCAGAGAUGCUGAAACCUUACAGGGUCUGUCAGAUUACCCCCAUCGUUCCAACCCACUGCUGCCAGUCAGGGGGGAGAGCUGCCAGCAGGUUUGUGGUGUUGUGUCGAUGGAGGGCUUUCCUGGUUUUCAACAAGCAGCCUCUGAAGGUGGAGCACACCUUCAGCUUUAUGGAUAUUUCCUCCAUCUACAUCCCCAGUCACACACAGAUGGAUCUGGAGAUGGACGGCCAGACUCUGUCCUUCAGUGUUCUCCACACUGAUGAUCUGGAUGCAAUAAUCGGUCACAUGACUGCGUCCCUGAAGAGGAUCUUUCCCGAUUCCUCCCCAGGAAACCUGCUGAAGACGAUUCCUACAGACCUCCAGGAGAGACUCCACGCCCUGACGGAGAUGGUGGAGGAGCAGCUGAAUGCCCAGCCCAGCCCCUGUGGAGGGUUCUCAGAUACUUAUGCUGCUCUUUGUGACUUCAAUGAAAUGCAGUUCAAGGAGGAGAUCCAGUGGGAUCUUGACAACAUCUACCACAUACACAACAGCAAAGUCUUUAACCUCCAAGACUUCAGUCAUUUGGACAGCAGAGACUUGGCUUUGGCAGUGGCAGCUUUGUCCUUCAACCAGUGGUUCAUCAAGAUCCACUGCAAAGAGCUCAAACUGUCCAUGGACAUCCAGCAGCAGCUGACCUUUCUGCUGUCCAGAUCUCCAAGUCUGCAGGAGAUCUCACUGGAGGGCUGUGGACUAAAAUCGGACUUUGGAGUGAAGAUGGCAGCUGCUCUUCAAGAACGCAUGUCCUGUCCUCUGCAAUCCAUCAAUCUCUCUGGAAACCCCAUUGAAGACAAAGGAGUCCUAGCUCUCAGUCCGCAGUUACAUCGUCUGGAUGAGGGACUCAAACAUCUUUCCUUGAGCUGUGUAUCAAUGACUGCUAAAGGUCUGGGCAGUCUUGGUACGGUCUUAUCCUCCAAUAAGAUCUUCCCAGCAUCUCUGACCCACCUGGAUCUGUCAAAGAACCCCGGCAGUCUCUCCACCGAGGAUGCCAUGUUCCUCUUCAGCUUCUUGUCCAGCUCAAACUCGCUGUCCCACCUGGACCUCAGUGACACCAGCUGCCCCCUGGACACGCUCUUCGUGUCUCUGUCUGCUGGCUGCUGCAGCCGACUGCAACAUCUGAACCUGGCCAGAAAUCCCUUCAGCCACAGAAAAGUGCGGGAUGUGACCAGGAGCAUUCAGCAGUUCUUCAGUCAGAGUUGGGAGCUCAAAUACGUGGGUCUGUCUGCAACCAAGCUUCCUGCUCAAGCCCUCAGGUUGCUGCUGCAGGGUCUGGCCACCAACAAUCGUCUCCUUGGCCUGGAGUUGGACCUCAGCAGCUGUGAGCUGCGCUCGGCGGGGGCUCAGGUCAUACAGGAGCACAUCUCUGAGGCCACCGCCAUCAAGAGUCUGGACAUCUCUGACAAUGGUUUUGAAAACCACAUGGUGACGCUGGUUCUGUCGGUGGGUCGAUGUCCGUCUCUGCGUCAGCUCUCCUUGGGGAAGAACUUCGCCAUGAAGUCCAGAGCUCUCUCUGAUCUUCUUCAUCGCAUUGCCCAGCUCAUCCAGGAUGAAGAGUGUCCUCUGCAGUCUCUGUCGGUGUGUGACUCCAAGCUGAAGUCAGGCGUGCACAUCCUUCUGAGCGCCCUGGGCGGCCACGCCGCUCUGACCGAGCUGGACAUCAGUGGAAACAACAUUGGAGACACAGGAGCCAAAAUGCUGGGCAAAGCCCUGAUGACCAACACCAAGCUGAGGACUUUAUUGUGGGAUAGAAACAACGUGAGUGCCAGGGGCUUUCAGGAUGUGGCAGAAGCUUUGGAGAGGAACUUCUCCCUGCAGAAGAUGCCUUUGCCAUUGGCUGACAUCACGCAGAGUUACCGCAGCAACCCAGAGGGAACGAAGGAGGCCCUGAACAAGAUUCAGCUGUGUUUGGACAGAAACAACCAGAGACAGUGUGGCAGCAUAGAGCUGCAGCAGGCCUUCAGCUGUCAGCAGUCUGAAAAGCUGAUCCAGGAAAAGUCUCGGCAGUUGGAGGACAGCCUGCAUUGUCUCAGCCUCUCAGGCUCACAGGAGGUGCAGUCGGACGUCCUGGCAUCAUAUGAGCUGCUACAAAAUGCCAGGGAGGCUUUGAAGCUGCUCCCCUCUCUGUGUGAGGAGGGCUGGAAAAGCGCCCCCGAUGGAGACUCUGUGAAGGACAUCCUCAGAGACGCUGCUGCUGCACUGACUGAUCACAGCAACAGAAGCAUUCAGGAGCUGGCUCGAGGCCUGAUGGGACAUGCAGAGGGGGUGUGUCCUCGAGUGGUCCAGCGUUCCAGCGUGUGCAUGUCUCUGUCAGAUUGUGUGUCCAGGGCAAGCAGACAGGCGCACGACAUGCUGUGGAGCACUCUGGUGGAGGGUGCGGGGCAGAGCAUCAGCAGCAGACUCAGAGAACUGAGACACACGUUGACCGUCACCCUGGUUGAAAGUGUUGUGGAGCAGCUGCUGCAGGAUCUGACAGAUGCUCUUGACAAAAUGAAUUGCCUCAUGAAAGAAAAUUCCAGCAACACUUCAAGAUUCAACAUUCCAGAGUUGCGACUGGCUGAUGCCGAGUUCCCGACAGACGACUACACUCCGGCGUUCUGGAGGAACAGCUUACUCUCCAAGAGCCUGAGGCCAGCGGCGUCGCUCAAAAGUCUGCUGGAUGCCGACUGGGAGCAGCAGAGCAGAGGCAGUAGAACGGAGAGGCAGCGGGGAGGGGGCUCUGCAGAGGAGGACGGAGGGGGAAGGUGUACCUUCCCGCCACAGCUAACGGCAACCUCGCUGCCGCUCAAACCCUCUAGUCCCUCCCCUUCCCCUUUUACUUCCUUGUCCCCCUCCCCCCCAGUAGAGAGGGGAAGGAGGUGGAUGGAGGGGGAGGUGGUGCCAGCGGAUGCUGCAGAAGGACCAUCAAGAGUCAGAGGAGCAUCGUUCAUCCCUCUCCCCGGCCUCCCUCCUCUUUACUCCAUCUCCACUCGAGCUCCGCUGGAGGAGGAGGAGGAGGAGGCAGCUGGCUUCCACAGAAGAGAGGUCCGCGGCCCCCUCCCCGGCACUGGAUUCCCCGCUUCUCCCAUGGAGCCUCUACCCUCCCAGGGACAGACGCUAAGGCACUACACCGCCACCCGACCACGGCCACGACGCACGCACACACAGCCCCCCUCCUCCAGGCCUCAGGAGGCAGUGUCCAAGGAAGAGAAUGAGUCCAGCGAAGUGAUGGGCAGAGUGGACGAAGGAGUGGAAGAAUUCUUCACCAAGAGAAUCAUCCCUGACUAUGCACUAAAAGGCCGAUGGGAGGAUUCAAACCCUGCCCAACCCACUCCCUCCGAGUCAAGCUCCACCCUCUCUGCCUCCCCCCCAUUUUCCUCCUCGUCUGACGUCAUCCCCACAUCUACUGUCAUCGCUGUCACCUGUCCCCCUGUCAUAUCUCCAGACACAUCCCUUACCUCUCCCGACGCUCCUCCCCCUGUAACCUCUUCACCUUGCCCCACCCCUGUCACCACCUCCACCACCCCCACCCAGGUACCCACAAAAAAUAUCAAGAAAAAGUUUGGGGAUUUCUUCGCCUUCAAGAGGCCUCGAGCCAGCCGGGCUGCCAAGGCGAGCGGGGGAGAGGGAGGAGCAGAGGGGGUGAAGGUCAAAAGAACCUCCAUUGCAGAUCUCAUUCGACCCCUCCGAGAGGCCAAGGAGAGGGACAAGGACAGGGACAAGGACAGGGGGGCAAGGUCAGUAGAGGAUGCUAACCUUUGUAAUGAUGCCGUCAUCACAGAAGGAAUCGGCGCCGGCAGUGCAGGCGGUGCGGGGGGAGUGACGGCGCCUGCAGAGACUUUGCCCACGACCAUGCCUCCAAGGAAGACCACGCCCUCCCCUGUCACCAUCACCACAAGCCCUGACAUCCCCUCCGCUGCGCUCCCCAACCUGGACGAAGCGGGAGCUGCUGCGCUGAGCCUCCCUCCACCUGAGCAGGAGGUGCAGGCGGGGCAGAAGCUGUCCGGAGAGAGGAGGCUGAGAGUGGCCAAGAAACUGCGAGAGGGCAAAAGCCAAAGCCUCAUUCUGCUGACGGGGUCAGAGUCGGAGGACAAGGACAGCACGGCCAGCAAGAAACACGCGUCUGAGAGUGGGGCCAGCUUUGAGCAGAGGCUCCAGGUGAUGCUGCAGAGAAUUGGGGUGACCAAAACCCCCCCAGCAGACACCAAGAUGUGUCAGAACAAAGACGAGGAGCUCAGAAAGGCCAACUCUGAGGGUGCUAUCCUGGACAAACCAAACCCCGCCCCCACGUGCACCAAGCCCAGAACCAUGUCCACGUCAUCAGCUGACCCCAGACUCCCCCUGAGAGCGCUGGACCCCAUCCGGCCAGACCAGGCUCUGCACCCAAAACCUGCUCUCCCUGAGCGCCCUGUGGGCCUUCCCCCUCCCAAACCUGCUGUUGCAGUGAAGCCUCCAUUUCCCACCCCCCCCACGUCUGCAGGAAGACUGACCCCGCCCCCAAUGGCUCCACCUACAAGGAGUCCUACAGACAAGGUCCAGCUGGCAACGCCACCGAGGCUAAGCAGGCAGGACGAGUCGGAAGCACAGAAUGGAAGCCAGGAGAGUCCAGCCUCCUCUACAUCCCCCAGGAAAGACCUGCUAUGCCCGGUUCCUGCUCCACGGAGGGGGGCCAGCGCACAGGAUCGCUUUGACAAAGCACAAUCGCAGACUGAUGAGAGCCUUCCGAAACCGGGUUCGCACAUGAAGCCCCCCCCACAGCGCAGAGCUGUGUCCGUGCAUGAAGAUGCUCUGGCCAUGACCCAAGAGCUGAAGUCUGUUUUACAGAGGUCACCAAUCUGUUUCCGUGGCAAUAAGUGGGAUCUGCCCUCCUUCAGUGAAGAUGAAGCACAAAGACCCCACACUGAUGGAGAGAGUAAAGGAGCAGGUGAUGCAGCUAAGCUCCCCCCUCCUGGAAAGGAACAAACCCUGCCCCCGUCUGCAGCUCAGGCUCAGCAUGAACUUUCAGCGCUCCAUAAGGCUCCGAGCGGCUCUGGGACCUCAGCAGGAACCACGCCGUCACCGGGGAGACCGUCCUCAACCGCCGCCCAAAAGGAUGGCUCCAGCCCAACCUCCCCCCCUCAAAUCUCAGACAGACCUCUAGUCUCCCCACCAUCCAAAGAAACUGCCCCCAGCAUACCCCCACCCAAACCUUCAAAAACACCCCAUCUAAGCCCCAAACACCAGGAGAACGGAUCCUGCACAGCUCCCCCCCCUGCGGGUCUGCGAAACAGCACACAGGAGCGGCACGAGCACAGAACUGACCCCCCCUCGUCGGAAUGAUGCACCAAGGACGCAGGAGGCGGGAUUGCUGACAUCAUCAACUCUAUGAGCUAAAGCACAGAUGCACGCACAUGCAGGAGCGCUCCCAGUGGAUCGGUCCUCUGACGGUUCUGUCAUCAAACAGCCGCUGAGGGGUUCAGAGGAUUCUGAUGCUCCACGGUCUCCAAAGCUAUGGAACCCCCCCGAGUUAAAAACAACUCAACAGAAACCAAACAGCAAACCACAUCAUGCUGUAAAGAAAGACCACAGGAGCUACACGUUUAGCUCCUUUAGACUUUAUCCUAAAACCCUUCUUCAGGAGGAUGCUAAUCCAAUGGGGGGGCAUCCGUGCUCAACCAGGAUCUGGGUGGGGAGAACCGGUGUGAUCAGCUGGAGCCUGUCAGCAUCUGACUGCAGUUUAAUGCAGGACGCUGCUCUCCAUCUGAUGAGUCAGACUCCUGCAUCCCGCGCAAACACCUUCCGCUACACACAUUCAUACUAUUGUACAGAAAACCACUUUUAUUGAUAGUUUCUUCAGGACAAACUCAACUUUAUCAGAAAAGUCUAUUGUACAUUUAAACCUAGACAUCAACCUCAAGAGCACACCUUUAUUUAUUUUUUACCAGAACUAGUUCCUGACGUUUAUGAUCAGCAGAACACAUCAAACGUUGAAAGUGAGACAUUUGAACGUUUACAUUUUAGCUGUGUGUCCCUGAAAGGUUCUUCCCAAUGGAAAAAGAAAUCUCUUAACAGACUACUAAAUGCUGCAAAACUUACAACAGAGGCCUAUUGUGUCAUCAAGGAUGUAUUAUUUUCAAUAAUUCAUUAGUUAAUUUAAAGUGACAGAGCUGAUUUCCUUAUGGCUUCAACUUUAUCGGAGACCAUCAGGUGAUCACCUUAGCUCUCAGACCGAGAGGGAAAGAGAUGAGGAAAUUGCUGUUUGCUGCGGCCUCUCUACAUCCCACCAUUGACAUCUGCCUUAUUUGUCUUUUACAUGUUCAUGCAAACUCACUGAGAUAGGAGAGACUUGUUUUAAUGGGGAAUUUUUCAAAAAGAUGAAAACAAAAGACUUGUCUAUGUCCACCAGACAAUGUUUUGAGACCAAACUGUAGACCUUCAGAUCAGGUCGAGGGACCAAAUAUUCAGUGCUCUUGGAAGAACGGGAUCAUUAACCAUCACUGUAAUGUAGAAAAACACAUAAGAAGAUGAUCACUUCAACAGAAAACACAGAUUAGUAAACGGCCAGUUAUCAAUCUCAUCUCCAAAAUCCGUGUAGGGUGAGAAGACAUCAGCAGCAACAAGCUUCAUGAACCAUUCCUCUGCAAAAAUCCUCAAUUCAGGUUUUUGUGUCAUUUUUUUUAAAAAUGUGUCCAAAAGAAAAUAAGUCCCAAACAUUUCUGAGAGGACGCAAACUUAAAUUUUGAGUCUGAAUCAGAACAUAUAUAAACAACAGCUUCUGGAUAACAUCUAAAGCAGGGGUGUCAAACACACGGCCCGUGGACCGCAUGCAGCCCGCCAGAUGGUUUAAUCUGGCCCAGUUAUGAAGAGAGAAAAAAUAUGAGGAUGUUGGGCGAAAAAAAAAAGAAAGUUUCUCGCCCAUUUCUGUGGCGAGUUAUUGUUAUUCAAAAAAAUGGCCGCAAUGCGUAAUUCCACCACCAGGGGCAGCAAAGGAAAAGAAAUACCAGCAUUGCAACAGAUCAAGAAAUAAACAGCAUUUUUUUGCAAGCGCGUUCCACCUCUGGGUAAGCGCUAUAAAAAUGAUAAGAUGUGACACUACAAUUACCAAAAUGUCACUGUCAAAAGGAUAAUAAUAGCUCUAAUGAUAAUAUUAAUAAGUGAUUAGGCUACUAAGUUAGAGGCAUUUUUUUCCAACUGAGAAAACGCAAAGAAAACAAAACUACAAAUAACAACUAGACCAUAUUUGCUAUUAUGUUUUUGGUCCGGGCGACUUGAGAUUAGACGGGUUGGAUGUGGCCCCUGAAUCAAAAUGAGUUUGACACCCUGGAUCUAAAGACACGUGAAGUCAGAGUGUAGUAAAGUUGAAAGUUAUUCCUCUCAUUUAUUUGGCAUUUAUUACUUUUUUGUGGCUAUUUUGGAGUUUAGCUAA